CUCCUAAAAAAAAAGGUUUAAAAAGAAAAAGCGGGGAAAACUCGUUCCCCUCUCCACCGCCGGAGAUGGCGACCCAACCCCGAGCCGGCGACGGCGCGGCGGCGGCGGCGGCGGCGAAGGAGGCCCCCGCCGUGUCCUACUUGCAGGCCUGCGUCGAGCUCGACGACUGGUGGCUGGAGAGGGUUGAAGGCGAGGAAGGCAAGGUCCGCGUCGUCGGCUCCAACACCACGACGAGUCGAGCUGGUAGAAGAUUCACUUCUGCUUCCAUUAAAACACGGCAUGCUAGUGGUGACCUUGAGACUGAAGAUGGUAUCAUCAUAAUGAUUGCACGUCCACCGAACAUUUCUAAAAUGCAUCUGAAUGGAUUUCCUGACGAGGUGUCCAAACACUUCUCACUUGGCUUUCCGGUUCAAUGGGAGAAUAUUAUUAAUGCAAACAUGGCAGAGAUGAACAAGCAGCCGCAAUCUCCACUAAAAUCUACUGAAUAUUAUAUAGAAAAGUUUUUGCGGGGAAACUUAAAAUAUUCAAUGGGACUUUUCUCUUGGGAUGGUCUCAACAUAUAUCAGGGGUCUAGAAGUGAUGCAGACAGAUUUCCUAGCGAGAGGCUUUCUAAUUCUUCUAAUGGAAGACCUACUGUUGAGGAUCCUACUGCAAAUACAGAUUGUAAUGUUAAUUUCAUGGGCACAUUGGCCACUUCUGAGGAGUUUUGCACUGGCAGAAUGGACAUGCCUGAAGAACCUCGUGCAACCCCUAGUGAAACAUGUGGUAAUGAUCAAGAAAAUAACCAGCAUUUAUGUAUGCUCAUGAAUACAUGUGAGAAUGGGAAUAAAGUUCAGCAUGGAACAUCAAGUGUAGGACCAUCUGUAGUUCCUGCAGAAAAGUAUGUGAGGAGUAAGGCAGAGCAGGAUGCUUUAUUAGUUAAUGAUAGUACAAGUCAUGUAUCCUCUGUCUUAGGAGAUUGUGCAACACCAAAAUGUGGCAAAUCCUUAACACACCUGGGUACUAAGGAUGCAUUAGAAACAAAUGAAGGGAUGAAUCCACAGUUUGGUGUUCCUCAAGGCUCAGAAGGCAGUACAGUCAGGCGAUUACGGAAUGGCAAAGUGAUCGUAAUUUCAACUAGUGCUUCAACAAAAAAGGUCUACAAGAGGGCGAGGAUGCAAGACAAUACAUUCUCUGAGAACGUUAUACCAAAUAAAAAUGUCACAUGUCCCACAGGCCUUAUUUCUCAGGAAAAUGUUGGCUCAGUUGCUGUGACUGCUGCUGCUAAGCUGCAAAUACAUGAUACGCCCCGUAAAGGAAGAAGAGGACGUCUGCGAAAGAGCGAAAAGAGGAAGAGAUCUUGAGCAUUCUGCCUGAAUCGUGGGGUACUUUGGCUGCAGUACUGCCCCAAUCUUUGAAUCAGUAUUGGAGAACGCUACCAGACAUCAAGUGCAGGAUGAAUGGUGGAUAAUGUUCUGUAUAACCUAGGAGUUCUUUUGCACACAAACCUUUUAUAUCUAGACUGCACUGGUACUGGAAAUCAGGCUACUGUUGUACUGGAUGCCUGAAACGUGUACAUAAUCAGCAGCUGAUGUCUCACUCUGAUACUUCUGUAGUAUAGGUUGACUAAAAUGUAGCAGUUAUAUAUUGUAGAACAGCUUUAUGCAAUGGGUUGUUGACAGUUGACACCUUAAGCUAAGUUGGAAUGCCAUCAUGAAUCAUGAGAUGUGCACUCUUGU
Molecule: messenger RNA, 1718 nt
Organism: Oryza sativa Japonica Group (Japanese rice)
Lineage: Eukaryota; Viridiplantae; Streptophyta; Magnoliopsida; Poales; Poaceae
Source: RefSeq, a predicted model, not a curated record